AUGCCGUCCCUCAAACAGGAUUGCUCGAUCGACAGCGCAUCAACUGCGAAAGACGACUCGUCUGUUGCUGGCACCGAUCUUCAACAAGGGUCACACAACUCGUCACACUCAUGGGCUGGUUGGGCAGAGCUGGAAAAUGAUCCGCUCAUUUUUGGAACUUUGCUUCUGGAGUGGGGUGUCAGCAACAUCCAGGUCAAUGAAGUUGUUCCAUUGGAGAGUGUUUUUGAUCAUCCAUCUAAUCAAACCUAUGGACUUGUCUUCCUUUCUCCCUGGGCCGCCCCAUUGUCGGAUAACAGCAUCAAAAAGGCUCCAAAGGGUGUUUGGUUCGCGAAUCAGACGUCUUCUUUCUCCUGUGCCACUGUGGCACUCAUGAACAUCAUCAAUAACCAAGAUACUCUCGAUCUGGGUGAAAAGCUGAACGCGUUUCGAGCCAAAACGGCUGAUAUGAGUCCGGUCGACCGUGGUUUUGCCUUGGACCACUUCGACCAUGCUCGCGAUGUCCAUAACUCUUUCUCGACCAAAUUCGAUCAAAUGGUCGUCGAUGUGCGUCUGAAGCAGGACGCCGUUGCCCACGAGAAGCAAAAGAAGAAGGCUGCCGCAACGGCAAAUUCUAAACGACCGCGCAAGAAGGCCAAGAUUGAAGAAGAAUAUGAGGACGAUGAAGACGACGCUGGCUUUCACUUUGUAGCCUACGUCCCUGUCGGUGGUUCUGUCUGGCGAAUGGAUGGCAUGGAGCCACUCCCACGAAAGGUUGGAGAAGUGUCUGAUGGGGUUGAUUGGAUCAUGAUGGUCUUGCCCGAACUCCAAGCCACAUGGGAGUCGGCAAGUAACACUUCAAUGGAGUUUUCUCUGUUGUCCUUGACUGUCCGGACUGAAUCAUCGACUAUGAAGGCAGAUGAGGAAAAGAUGGCACGGGUUCGAGAAGAUUGGGGUCCAUUCAUCGCCCACAUGGUGAAGCUUCAUGCAGAGAAGGGCGACCUCAAGCAAAAGACAGCAUAG
Messenger RNA from Exophiala bonariae, 999 nucleotides. RefSeq lists its product as uncharacterized. The coding region runs from base 1 to 999 and encodes 332 amino acids. Lineage: Eukaryota; Fungi; Ascomycota; Eurotiomycetes; Chaetothyriales; Herpotrichiellaceae. The transcript has 3 exons. Gene Ontology annotation, molecular function: cysteine-type deubiquitinase activity. Gene Ontology annotation, cellular component: cytoplasm. Gene Ontology annotation, biological process: ubiquitin-dependent protein catabolic process; protein deubiquitination. The record is from RefSeq and is a predicted model, not a curated record.